This is a messenger RNA of Mirounga angustirostris (Northern elephant seal), 8867 nucleotides long. Its product is annotated as zinc finger protein 671-like. NCBI's taxonomy places the organism in Eukaryota, Metazoa, Chordata, Mammalia, Carnivora, Phocidae. The record is from RefSeq and is a predicted model, not a curated record. Bases 1499 to 3367 code for a protein of 622 amino acids. Gene Ontology annotation, biological process: regulation of transcription by RNA polymerase II. The transcript has 3 exons. Gene Ontology annotation, molecular function: RNA polymerase II cis-regulatory region sequence-specific DNA binding; DNA-binding transcription factor activity, RNA polymerase II-specific.
AAUAAUCUAAAAAAAAAAAAAAAAGAUUUAUUUGAGUGGGGGGAAAGAGAGAGAGAGAAAGCACACACAAGUGGGAGAGGUAGAGGGAGAGAGAAUCUCAAGCAGACUGUGCUGCGUAUGGAGCCUGACUUGGGACUUGAUCCCUUGACCCCGAGUUCACGAUCUGAAUGGAAACCAAGAGUCAGAGGCUUAACUGACUGCGCCACCCAGGUGCCCCUUAAUUUUAUUAUUCUUUUAAGUAAUCUCCACACCCAAAGUGGGCUUGAACUCCAAACCCUGAGAUCAAGGGUCGUGUGGUCUACCAACUGAGCCAGCCAGGAGCCCCCCAAAAUUAUUUUAAUAAUUAAUAGAAUAGACACAAAAACAGUAAGGACAUAGAAGACACCACCAAUAUCAUCAGCUAACUUGAUUCAAUAAAUAUGCCUAAAACAUUGCUCCAUAUUACAGCAGAAUGCACAUUCUUUUCACCUACACAUGGAAUAUUCACCAAGAUAAACUAACUGCUGGGACAUAAAAUAAAUUUCAGUAAGUUUUAAAAUCGAAUUAAUAUAUUCUCUAAAACGUAAAAACCACAGACAUUUAAAUUUUACAGAACACUUAUCAAAAAGUAAAAGAAGGGUGCCUGGGUGGCUCAGUCGUUAAGCGGCUGCCUUCAGCUCAGGUCAUGAUCCCAGAGUCCUGGGAUCGAGUCCCGCAUCGGGCUCCCUGCUCAGCGGGAAGCCUGCUUCUCUCUCUCCCACACCCCCUGCUUGUGUUCCUGCUCUCGCUGUCUCUGUCUCUGUCAAAUAAAUAAAUAAAAUCUUCAAAAAAAAGUAAAAGAAGACAUAAGGGAAACCAAUAGAAGAUAAACUGGGAGCAUAAUUUUGUAAAAUAGGCAAGGGUGAUUUAAAUAUAGCAUUAAAAAAUAAAAUAUAUGGAAAAUGGGUAAACAUUGCUAUUAGAAUUGAAGACUUCUAUUUCAUAAAGCUCAUGGCAGCCAAAAUUUAGAGUUAAGAAAGAUUGAGAGAGGUUUUCCUUUUGGGGAAGAUGGCAGAGUAGGAGGAUCGUAAGGUCACCUUGUCCCAUGGAUACUCCUAGGUAAUGUACACUUCAGUGUAAAUAAACCAGAAAAUGACCCAGAGACUGGUAGAACAGACUCUCCGCAGGUAAAUGUAGAGAAGAGGCCACAUCGAAAAGGGUAGGAAGGGCAGAGUCAUGGUAGGAAACCAAACUGACCUACAAGACUAUCUGUGGAAGGGAGGGACACUGUCGGCACAGAGAAGGGAGAGGAGCAGACCCCAUACCAGGUACCCAGGGCACCAGGAACCCACAGUGGGAAAACUAAUACCCAUAAUAUUUGGCUUUGAAAACCCUUUGUUCUUAAAAUCAGGGAUGCCUAACUCCUGGAACUUUAAAAAUCAGUGGCUUGGAGGGUGAUAGGAAAGCGAGUCCCUGACCUUAAAGAGACAGCAUAAAAACAGCCCCACUGAGGUACAGCAUAGACGCCGCACUUUGGAAAAUGCCUGAUAUAUACGGAAAGGACAUUUGUUUGCUGGUUUCAGAACAUGUGCUGCAGGGGCAGGGAGUUUUAGGAGACUUCUCCCAGAAUAAAAGAGUUUGUCAGAUGCCGGUUCCUUCCCCUGUACCCCUAGGCUACAUACAUGGACACCUGCAGGAACCAUUGCAGAACGAACUCUCUUCACCUAGCUUGCCGUUGGCACGCCCCACCCUCUCUAAUCCAGCCUCACGAGUCCAUCCCAAGUGGCUAUGGGUCCCCUGCCACAGCAGACCAGUGAAAACGCAGCUAGGACCGUACGUGUCCUGCUCUCCUGUGGGCCCCACUCCGCAGGAGUCCUCUAAAGUGACCUCAGGUCCUCUCCCACAAGCAGAACAGCACCGCCUUGCCAGCAUGCUCACCUUCUCCAGCAGACCCACCCCUCCAGCACCCCUUCUGCAGGACUCUUACCAGAAGAGGGGCCACAGCAUAGCAGUGUGCAGGCAGUCUGGACGGGGGCUGGCACCGCUGCCAAGUGACUUCUGUCCUGGGGAGAGGGAAGGAAUUGUAUCCUCCAGAUCACACGCAGUCACCCAACUGGAGCAAAAGGAAGAUCCCCAGAUGCCUGACCAGGUGGCUAUGACCCCAGUCACAGAAAGAGAGGCUCGGAGGGGGCCUGGACUUGGUGGUUGGUGUGCAGUGGAGGAUGAGGCUCCGUCCCCUGAGCAGAGUGUUUCUUCAGAAGGAGUGUCACAAGUCAGGACUCCGGUGGCAGGUCUGAACCCCCAGCCAUGUGACAUACCUGGCUCGGUAUUGAAAGAAAUCUUACACCUGGCUGAAUACCAGGGGGGAGAAGCCAGGCUGGAACCACACACGGGCGGGGCCUGCUGGAAGCCCUUCUGGCACGGUGCAAACGUCCAUCAGCACCACACUGCAGAGAAAUCCUUCAGAAGAGAUGAGGGCAGGGACUCGGUAAAAACCUGCAGAUUCUAUGUGCCAGCGAAGACCUAUACACACAGGGCGCGUAGAAGGGACUUUACAGCCACCUCUGACCUUCUUCAGCACCAGGUCCCCCACAUGAGGAUGAAGCCCCACAAGAACACCAGGCUUGGGGGAGCCCUUCACCCUGGACAGCGACAUCACAAGUGCAUCGAAUGUGGGAAACUGUUCACCCGCAAAGACACGCUUACUCGGCACCGGAGAAUCCACACUGGAGAAAGGCCUUAUGAGUGCAGCAAAUGUGGGAAAUUCUUUAGUCAAAGCUGUGACCUUUUUAAACAUGAGACCAUACACACUGGGGAAAGGCCUUACGAGUGCAGUGAAUGUGGGAAAUUCUUUAGACAGAUCUCUGGCCUGAUUGAACACAAGCGAGUUCACACGGGUGAAAGACUCUAUCAGUGCAGUAAUUGUGGGAAAUUCUUUAGCAGUAAGUCUAACCUCAUUAGACACCAGGAAGUUCACACAGGAGCAAGGCCUUAUGUAUGUAGCACAUGUGGGAAGGAGUUCAGCCGCAAACACACACUUGUUCUGCACCAGAGGACUCACACUGGAGAAAGGCCUUAUGAGUGCAGCGAGUGUGGGAAGGCCUUUAGCCAGAGUUCCCACCUUAAUGUGCACUGGAGAAUUCAUGGCAGUGAUUACGAGUGCAGCCGAUGUGGGAAAGCCUUUAGCUGCAUCUCUAAACUCAUUCAGCACCAGAAAGUUCACUCUGGAGAAAAUCCUUAUGAGUGCAGCAGAUGUGGGAAAGCCUUUACCCAAAGGCCCAAUCUUAUUCGGCACUGGAAAGUUCAUACCGGAGAACGGCCUUACGUGUGUAGCAAAUGUGGGAAAGAGUUUAACCGCAAACACACACUUGUUCUCCAUCAGAAGCUUCAUAAUGGAGAAGAGCCUUAAUACCAUAGCAGAUGUGGGGAGUCCUUUAGCCAAGGCCCCCAACUUACUGUCCAUUUGAGAAUUCCUAGCAGUGAUUAUGAGUGCAGCAGACAUAGGACAGUCUUUACCCAAGGAGCAAACUUUAUUCAGCACUGGAAAAUCCACACUGGACAGUGGUACAGGGAAUGUGCCAUCUCCUUGUUCAGCCUAACAGCUCUCCCCAGAGUGAAGCUCUGAGAGGAGGCUUUGUGAGGGAGCCAUCAUUCAGAAGUGGUACCUCACACAUAGGAACCUCUGCCUUGGGGAGGUUCCUUGUGAGUGCCUGGUAUGUCAAGUGCUCUCAGGAGCCGUGUUGCACGUUGUAAAUUGCCACCUCCCUUUGCCAGUGGCAGAAACCGUCCCCCUAUGACCAUCUGUCAGUUCCACAGUGUGUGUCAGUCACUCCAGCACGCUUAGGCAGGUAGACCUGUGCUGUCUCCACAGUCCCUAGAAGGAGUCAUGAUUGGCCUCCGUGGCCCAUGGGGGGCCUCAUUUUCUCCCUUUUGUCUGGGUUAAGCAUGGGAAAAAUCAGCACACAAGGUGGGUUUUCCAGGUAGCUUGCAAAGGUUUAUCUUCAUGGACUUUUUCAUCUUGUGUGAUGCUCACUGUGGAUGUGUAUGGUCUCACGGCCUCCAGCCCUGGAAGCACAUGCCUCACUUCACUCAUGUUUGUACAGUAAUAAAGGGCUUAUUCUUUGAGCUACUUUUUUUUUUUUUUAAGAUUUUAUUUAUUUAUUAGAGAGAGAGAGCCCCAGCGGGGGUGGGGGGCUGCGCAGAGGGAGAGGGAGAAGCAGGCUCCCUGCUCCAUCUCAGGGUCCUGGAAAUCAUGACCCGAGUUGAAGGCAGACGCUUAACUGAAUGAGCCACGCAGGUGCCCCUCUUUGAGCUACUUUUAAUCUGGAAGGUUCUGCUUAUUGUGUGUUGAGGACACAGUUGUGUUCUACCCACAUGAAAGGAUAAAGUUUGUGGGAGUCCCCAGUUUUCCAUGUCUCAGAGGGGACACGAUGAUGUCAGAGAAAAGCUCUCACUCCAGGUUUGGCCUAAUUUGCGUUGCUACCCAAGGUCUUAUAGGAAAGACUUAGGAACUUUGUGAGACCUGUCAUGGCAGCCUGGGUGCUAGUUUAAUUUUUGGGUCCAAAAGUAACUAUGUGGGGAGGUGGUUGUGACAACCUCCAGUGCAUCUGGAAGCAGAAUGAGUUUAGUCCCUUGUCCCCAUGGAAUGUUUCAUAUCCCCAAGCACUGUUAAGAGAUGACUGGCCUCUGGUACCUGGCAAGGAGCCUGAGUUCAGAAUUCAGUAGGUAGAUGUCACUGGCUGGAAUACUACAGGGGCCAGGUGGGAACUAUAAUGGACACAGACACAAAGUGUGAUUAAUACGGAGUUAGAGAGAUUGCAGGACACUACACAGAUGCCCCACGAAAGGUACCUGCUCAUAGUAUUCCCAUAUUAUGGCUGAGUAGGAUGAGAAGAGUACAGAAAUUUUCAGGACUUCCAGAGCUGUCUCCUGUGGCCAAGAUAACUUACAGGACAAAUAACCUAAAUAUUUGUGGAUUCCCUUAGACCCUAGAUGCCUCAGGUCAGAACUGUUGCUGCGCUGGCAGGAAAAUGGAUUGAGAGAAGGGAGAUCUGGGAUUCCAGGGAUGUGGUUUUUGUGACUUAUCCAAUAUUCUUUUUUUUUUUUUUUUUAAGAUUUUAUUUAUUUAUUUGUCAGAGAGGGAGAGAAAGCACAAGCAGGGGGAGUGGUAGGCAGAGGGAGAAGCAGGUUCCCUGCUGAGCAGGGAGCCCAAUGAGGGACUCGAUCCUAGGACCCUGGGAUCCUGACCUGAGCUGAAGGCAGAUGCUCAACUUACUGAGUCACCCAGGCGUCCUGACUUAUUUGUGUUCUUGGUGACUCAUAUAGAAACAGCUUUCCUGAGUUGCCAAUUUAUGCUGCCACUGAAGCAGGACUACUCCCAAGGCACGAGGAGUGUGAUGAUGGAGUAAAUAGGGUUGCCUAUAGGAUUUAAUUUGUCUUUUUCCUACUUUCUUAAGGUGGACUAUGUUAUUUAUUUGAAAACUCCCCUCUAAUUCAGUAAUUUUGUAAGUUUCCCUGUAAUGACUAUGUUAGCAGCAUUCCCCAGAUUUUGAUAUAUUGUGCAUUUGUUUCAUCUUGAGAUAGAAUUAGUUUAAAAUUGGACUGAAAAAGUUCUAACUUUAUUUCUAGGAACUUCUGAGUAUCUGUCUUUGACACUCUGCUAAGAUAAGGGCCGUGGGAUUUAUUAUGUGUUGUUUAAUAUCCAAAAAUUUCCUGACCACACCUAGUCCCAGUUUGGUUGCUGAUGGUUUCCAACUGGCAUAAUGGUUAGAUAGUCUGGCUUGAGUAUGUUACCAGAAAGGCAUAAAAAUUCCUCCUGGAAUCUUCUGACUCUCUGGAAGCCAGGGUUCAUCAGUCACAUAUUUGUGGCUUAAUCUGGGAGUGAAUCACAGGAGUGUAUGAAUAAGAAUCUGGGAAACUGCAUGGAUGUUUGACUCCCAAUAUGGCCCUGCAUUCUUUCUCUUGCUAUGUUAUAUCCUUUGCUUUUAAGAAAACCUCACAUGAGUAUGUUCUGUGGAGUCUUGCAAGUAUUUUGAAUUACAAUAUUCGUGAAAUGGUUGCAGUUGGUGAUAAGGAUGGGAUAUUUAAUAUGACUCCUGAUUUUAAUUCAAAUAAUAAUGACUAAGAGGGGAGCGCAUGGCUGGCUCAGUUGGUAGAGCAUGUGAUUCUUGAGCUCAGGAUCAUGAAUUCAAGCCCCACAUUGAGUGUGGAGCCUACUUAAAAAAAAAAUGACUUAGUGCACAGGAAAAAGAUGACAGAGGCUGCUGAGGAAGGAUUUUUGGUAAUGGGUUGGUUUCCAGGCCAUCCCUGGGUUGCGUAUGCUCAAGUGCUGCACUCAGAAACAGGAGGAAAAACAUAAGUGAGAACUGGGGUCUGUAGGUCCUUGCUAAAUGGAUUGCAAAUCAAAUGCAAACUGAGGGGACGUCAGCCAAGAAUGUGGUUCCUUGGCUGCCCCCCCGCCAGCAAAAAUAAAGGCAUCAGAGAAGCAGCUAGAGGCUCUUAAACGUGUAGAUUAUAGCCUGUGAUUCAGUAUGAAACCAUAACUUCUAUCGCCAUCCCUCUGAGCCAGCUGAUGGACAUGGUAAAAGGGGAGACAGUAUGAUGUGAGGCAUGAUGUUAUGCAUCUCUGUUCUGUUCAGCUCUCUCUUUUUUUUUUUUUUUAAAGAUUUUAUUUAUUUAUUCAUGAGAGAGAGAGAAAGAGAGGCAGAGGGAGAAGCAGACUUCCCGCGGAGCAGGGAGCCUGAUGCGGGACUCGAUCCCAGGACUCUGAGAUCAUGACCUGAGCUGAAGACAGACGCUCAACCAUCUGAGCCACCCAGGCGCCCCUGUUCAGCUCUCUUGAGUGGGUUUUUAUACUGGGGGGAAGAUAAGGAUUAUUCAGAAGAAAGAUAACUCUAAAUAAAAGAUGGAAGAAUUCUCAGAAUAACUAAAUCAGAUAAAGAUGUUCAGGUGGUUGAUUAAAAGUAACAUCUUUAAAAAGGAGAAGGUAGAUGGAAUAGUUAAUAAAAUUUUGGUGGAUCACUAAGAAAUUGGCAGUCUGUUCAAAGAACUGGGACAAAUUCAAUUUAUCCUAGCCAAAAUAAACUUUUAAAAUAUUAAGAUUAUAAAAAAGAGGCCUCUAUAAUCUUCUCAGAACCUGUUUUGAUUAUAACCAGGCAAGGAAAUGCAGAGGAUUUGACUGAGUGAUGGGGUCUCAUGACCUUCCAGCAGGGACCCCAAGUCUGCUUUCAUUGGUAUUGGUGACAUGGCCUUAGGGCAGUAAAAAAUAUACAGUUGCUAGGCUUGAUGAUCUGUGUAUUGUUAUGACUUAAAAGUCAAAUGAAAAUUGAGAGGGAAAUAUUACAGGAAUAUGAUGUUACUAUAGAAGACUUACAGGUGAAAGCACAGUCCACAAAGGAAUUUCUGGACAGAAACCAUGUAUGGUUGUUGCCUCCCCCUAACCAUAGUGCAUUAUUGGAAUGGAUAUGGUGUUAUAUAAAUCUACUUAGUCUUUUUUUUUGAAGUAAGCUCUACGCCCAACGUGGGGCUUGAACUCAGGACCCCAAAGAUCAAGAGUCACAUUCUCUACUGACUGAGCCAGCCACGUGCCCCUAGUUAAGGAUCUUCGAUUUUUUUUAAUUUAAAAAAAUUGUUUAAGCUUUUAUUUUUUUAAGUAAUCUCUACACCCAGCAUGGGGGCUCGAACUCACUACCCCGAGAUCAAGAGUUGCGUGCUCUUCCAACUGAGCUAGCCAGGCACCCCCAGGAUCUUUUAGAUGCAGCUGUGUUAGUAUUUACAAAUUCCCAUUUAAAGGUCUCAUGGUGUGUAAGGAAAGCUGAUGGAAAGGAGAGGUUAACUGUAGAUUUUGGAGGACUUGAUAGUUGUAGCCCCCACCCUGGGCCCCAAAUCAUCAGCUGUAUCCAAUAUGCUAUCUACAAUUAAAGUUAUGCUGCAUGCUCAGAGACAUCAGUGUUUUGUUCUGGAUUUGGCUAAUGCCUUCUUUUAUAUUAGGAAGCCAAAGUGUUCAUUAGAAGUAGACCCCAGUAUGCAGAUACUGUGUCCUCAAAAGAAGAUGUCAAAAAUCUGGCUGACACUUGGCCCUUGCUUUAAACUCCAUUCCAUGAUGGUAUCUAGUGUAUGCGCAAAGCCACUUUUGGAGGGGAAGGCCAAGAAAAUACUACUCUAAAUCUGACAUAUUUUGUAAUGAUCGUUGUCUAAUCCAUAAUAUAACUGUUCCUUGGUGGGAUACUGGUAUAGCCGGUAAGAUUAAUUUAAUGGAUUCUAACGAAACCUGUGGUAACACUGAUACAGAUUAUAAAGCAUGUUGGGAAACUGAAUUAAAACUUCUACAGGAUGCUCUCUCAGUGGAAUUUGUUUGGCCAGAAGGGGAACUAGAAUUAGUUAAAAAUAACAUAAUUUCAAAUUUAAUGAAUUUCCUGAUAACAAAAAAAUUGAAAUUCCAGUGUAACUAAUGUACAGUGUUCUGUUAGUUUUAGGUGUAUAAUAUAGUGAACAAUUCUGUACAUGACUCAGUGUUCAUCAUAAGUGUACUCUUAAUGCCCCUCACCUUUUUCACCCAUCCCCCCCACCUCCCCUCUGGUAACCAUCAGUGUGUUCACUAUAUUUAAGAGUCUGUUUUUUCAUCUGUCUCAUUUUUCUUUGUUUUGCUUCUUAAAUUCCACAUAUGAGUAAAGUCAAAUGGUAUUUGUCUUUCUGUGACUGACUUAUUUCGCUUAGCUUAACACCCUCUAGGUCCAUCUAUGUUGUUGCAAAUGGCAAGAUUUCAUUCUUUUUAUGGCUGAAUAAUACUUCAUUGUGUAUAUAUAUAUAAGAAUGCAUCUUCUUUAUGCAUUCAUCUAUCGAUGGACAGAUGUUGCUUCCAUAAUUUGGCUAUUGUAAAUAAUGCUGCAAUAAACAUAGAGUGCAUAUAU